Jatropha curcas is the source of this 2083-nucleotide messenger RNA. The record is from RefSeq and is a predicted model, not a curated record. Lineage: Eukaryota; Viridiplantae; Streptophyta; Magnoliopsida; Malpighiales; Euphorbiaceae.
CCUAUAUAUUCCCUCUUCUUAAAACGGAAGACAAACCAGAAGCGAGCUCUCCCUUCGCUUCUUUCUACUGAAGAAAUCUGUUCGUUGUUAGGGAGAGAUUUUUACUCUUUUUUUUUUUUCCCUUUCUCUUACUUUGUGGGACUCGCUGCUUAAGGGAGCUCUUUCCUUUAUACAGAUUUGAUGUUUGAUGAUAAUGAAUCCACAUUUGGAUGCCCAUUUACACUCAAAUCCUCCUGGGGAAAGGUUUCGCCUUCCACAUGAUGUGGGUUACAGAUUCCAUCCAAGUGAUGAAGAAAUUGUCAGUUAUUUUCUUUAUCAUAAAAUGAACGGUGAGGAUUUCCUUGUUGAUCAUAUUGUCCGUGAGAUUGAUCUCUGCCAAAACGACCCAUGGGACAUACCUGACCUUUCCGGUAUAUCAUCAGAUGAUCCCGUUUGGCAUUUUUUUAGUCGCAUUGAUUACAAGCAUUCACAUAGUAAACGAGCCAACAGGAGAACUAAGGCUGGAUUCUGGAAGUCCACGGGAAAGGUUCGUAGAGUUAAAGCUAAGCAGACAGGGGAGGAGAUUGGUAGCAAGAGGACGCUGGUGUUCUAUGUUAAACUUCCUGAUUCUGAAACAACUAGGACCAACUGGGUCAUACACGAGUACAAAUCUAAAACCAUCCUCCCUGAACAGAGGGAUUUUGUUUUCUGUAGACUAAAGCAUAAAACAGAUGAGGAGAUCGAUAAUUCAGUCAAUGAUGAAGGUGAACCUAGUCGCCCUGUGGAUGCUGAUGUUGAAAAUCAUGCUGUACAGACUGAUGCAGAGCAAGCUCCGCAAUCUCAUGUCAGCGUUACCAGGAUAGAGGAAAUUUCCAAUGAGCAUACCAGUUGCCGUGAUAAUCAACACAUUGGGUUGAAUUUUCAUGAUACCAGUGAAGAUGAUGUGGAUCCAAUAAAGUUGGCAGAUUCAUUUCUUUCUCUGGAUCAAGGCUUCAGUGAAGAAAGUGAGCUCAUUCUCCCUCAUGAGUUCAGGCCACCAAAGCUACUGAAUGAAGGUUUUAUUGAGGAUAGAAGUGACUUGGAGAUGGAAGUUGGCCAUGGCAAGUUACCUUGUUGUUUUAUAUCUUUAUGGAAGCCUAUACAAGCACUGGGGCAGGCUUCUACUGCAAGCGUAGCCGCAGCUAGACCUUUACAGAUCAACUACAUUGGAUCGGUUGGCAGAGGAGAAAGUAGUAUUUACGAACAUAGAGCCAACGAGGGCAUAAUACAGGAUGAAGUUUCUGCCAUAAGACCAGGCAAAAUUUCAUGCACAGAUAAGCCUUCACAUGGUGAGGAAAAAUGCUACUUGGAUGGAGGAUAUGGUCAAGACAAGUAUAUAUAUUGCCUUCAAGAAUUUCCAACGUUUUCCAAACCUAUUAAGAUUGGAGGCUUCAACCUUUCAGUUAAGAAAAGGUGCCAAUUCAAACCAAACAAGCAACCUGCAAAUCAAAAAUCAAAUGUCAGAUCAGCUGGGGCAGCCGGCAGUGAUAAAGAGAUUUCAUCCAUUUGCUCAGAGACUGCGUCAAUCCAUAGUCCAACUCCCGCAUCAGUGUACAUUGUUAAUGUUCUUGUAGGUCUACUUUUGUUCAUUUUAACACUGAGGGAAAUCCUGAUUCUUCACUAAGUGAUGCAACUCUUACCAGGAUAUUCACAAGGCCUGCAAUGUAAAGAUCAUCUAUAACGGGAUAGAUCAGAAAGAGUUUUGUCCUGAUAUUACCAUAUAUCGUCUAUACAUCUUGGAUAGGAAAAUUUGCAUUGUCGUUUAACUAGAUUGAUGUUUGGAGCCCAUAGUUAGGCAGUAUUGGUGACGUCCAACCUUGAUGAACAGAUUGUGUCCAAACUUCUGCUGACAUGCAUAUCUAUUAGCUUUGCUAUUAAUUCUACAGUACUUUUGUCUUACUGAUUAGGUUUCCUUCUGAGGGCUAACUGUUUUUUAAACGGUAGUCCCAUUGAAACAGUAGAAAUUGUUGAAUAUUUUGCAGUUUCUUAUAUAUGUAUCCCAGGAUGAAAUGAUUCAAUACACCAAACUGUAAUAAGAUAUCAAUGAGGUCCAAAAGUUUCGGUA